Molecule: messenger RNA, 654 nt
Organism: Penicillium vulpinum
Lineage: Eukaryota; Fungi; Ascomycota; Eurotiomycetes; Eurotiales; Aspergillaceae
Exons: 2
Coding region: 1-654 (217 amino acids)
Source: RefSeq, a predicted model, not a curated record
AUGGCAGUCAACCAAAUCCUGGUCUCGGUACUCUCUAUCCUCCAGGAUGAAAAAAUCCCAGAUCUCGAAUUCUGUGUUCCAGAGGCCUCUCUGUUAACAGCCGCGUCUACUCUUUGCUCCACCGGCCAGUAUCGGCCUCGUCCAAAGAUGGAGUACGACAUCUUCACGCAAUACAAAGACGGGUUCCCUGCAUUUCGCGUACAGUCUCACCCCAACCUUGCGAUUGUGCUAUUUCCGGAUAACUUUUUUCAUCUUUCGCCGGUGGGGCAGAUGAUUGUUCUCCGCUCCCAAAAAUCCGACAUCUCGAUUUACAGCCGUCAAAUUUUGGAUCUAGUCCCUGAAAAAUCACUCGAAAUCCUUCCUUUUCCCCAUCUAUCACCCUAUUUCAUCGGUCUAUGUCGGAGGUUUUUUGAAUCUGGCGACGACAUGGCAAGAAUUGCUGCAGAGCAAUUGGUAGGCGGUAUGAAAUUGGAUGAAGCAUGGAUCCAGCUUAACCUGAGUAAGGCCCCGCCUAAAGUGCAGUAUUUAGCGAGUGUGCUAGUAGACGAACGAUUUUCGUCUGUGGACGAGUUAUGGGAUCUACAGAUGUCAUCUUUCGCAGAAAGUGACCGGGAAGAGGAGCUCCAAUGCAUUCCUGGGUCGGGAUUUCAAUAG